AGUGGAGUUAAGAAUAAGUACUUGAAGGUGGGAGUAGUAUUGUAGUUGUCUUCGCAACUUGUUUCCUGCUUGUUGUCUUUUCCUUUUUUCAUUGCUUUUAGAAUUAACAGGUUGUAUUAUUGGUAAAGUACCUCUGCCGGUGGAAGUUUUUUUCCAAUGGGGAAGUUUAUAGCGCUGCUUAUUUUUGUACUGUUUGGGUUACAAACAUGUCUGAGUGACACUCCAGCAAACUGCAGUUACGAGGACCUCGUGGGUACUUGGGUGUUCCAAGUUGGAAAAAGUGGACAAGAUAGAAAUAUUAAUUGUACAGAGUUGGGUCCAAUCCAAUCCAAGGUUGUGGUGCAUCUUCAGAAACUUGAUUUAGCACAGGAUGAUCUGGGCCACUCUGGUUUCUUCACCAUAAUUUACAAUCAGGGGUUUGAAGUUGUGCUUAAUGGCUAUAAGUGGUUUGCAUUUUUCAAGUACACCAAAGUAGGAGAAAAUGUGACAAGCUACUGUCAUGAUACCUUACCUGGCUGGGUUCAUGAUGCGCUGAACAACAACUGGGCAUGCUUCGUUGGGAAAAAGAUGUCUUCAGUACCUUACAGCGUUACUGCUAGGACAGCACAAUCUCGGGAACAUAUAGAAAGGUUAUCUGCGAGACCAUACUUGCAUAAUGCUGACUUUGUGGCUGCAAUAAACACUGUUCAGAAGUCUUGGACUGCAACCAGGUACAAGGAAUACGAAACUCUUACCAUUCAAGAACUAAUGAAGAGAGCUGGUGGUCGUAGCUCCAGAAUUCCUAGAAGAGUAAGACCUGCUGCUAUGACGGAUGAUUUGGCUAAACUUGCUUCUAGCAUGCCAGAAUCUUGGGACUGGAGGAAUGUCAGAGGAGUUAACUAUGUCACACCAGUUCGAAAUCAAGGUAGCUGUGGUAGUUGCUAUUCCUUUUCCUCAAUGGGAAUGUUGGAGGCCAGAAUUCGCAUCCUUACGAACAACACACAGACCCCUAUCUUCAGUACACAGCAGAUUGUUUCCUGCAGUGAAUACUCUCAAGGCUGUGCUGGUGGAUUCCCUUACUUGAUUGCUGGAAAGUACAGUCAAGACUUUGGAAUUGUUGAAGAAGAAUGCUUCCCUUACAUAGGCAAAGAUUCACCAUGUACCAUCAAAGAUGGCUGCUAUCGGUAUUAUGCAUCAGAGUACCAUUAUGUCGGUGGAUUUUAUGGAGCAUGCAAUGAAGCACUAAUGAAAGUUGAGUUAAUAAGACAUGGACCUUUGAGUGUUGCUUUUGAAGUUUAUGAUGACUUUUUGCUUUACAGAGGAGGCAUUUACCACCAUACAGGGCUGAAUGAUCCAUUCAACCCAUUUGAGUUAACCAAUCAUGCUGUCCUUUUAGUGGGUUAUGGUGCUGAUGAGACAGGCGAGAAGUACUGGAUAGUGAAAAACAGCUGGGGAGCAUCAUGGGGUGAAGAUGGAUACUUCAGGAUCCGUAGAGGAACAGAUGAAUGUGCUAUUGAAAGCAUUGCAGUGUCUGCAACCCCCAUUCCCAAGCUGUAAGAUUUACAGCACUAUUUUAACUAUAAAUCAUGCAGUCUUAAAUUUUAAGAUUUAUCAGUCAUUUAAAAUUGAUCACACGUUUUACAAGGCAAAUAGUUAAUUGCAGUUUGUAUUUCCAAUAGUUGAUUGAAGAGCGUUUUUAAGAUUCGCUUUUAAGAUUUUUGCAGUACAUGACUGGGUUUUUAUUGCUAGGACAAUUACAAGGGAAUGACGCGACUUGAAAUGCAGUUGUACAGUUAUUUUUAAGUGCAAUAUUUAAUUCGGUCACUUUUGCAGAAAACAAAAUUGCAGUGUACUCUUAACUGAAGCUUUAAAUAUUGUUGCCUGCCCCUCUUUUUGAAAGAGGAAGGUCUUACAUUUUUACCAAAUAAGAGCAAAUUAAUUGAAUGUUCUGCACCGGAGCUGGGUGGUGCAACAGAUUUUUAUAUUGCAUAUUUUUUUUAAUGUAAACGGUGUGUACACAUUAUAGGUUUUCUUGUGUCGAGUAUAAAAGUUGUACUGUUUUUACCAGAACUCCUAUGAAUGUUUGUAUUUUAUGUAAUUUCAUGAUGCAGUGUGUGAUGGGUUUAUGAUUUUACAUCUUGGGAAUACAUAUCCGCAUUUAAAAAUGUCAAUGGCAAACAGAGGUGUCAUAAACUUAUAAUUUUGUUUUAAUGUAAUGAAAGUCCAAAAAUUAUAGGACAUAACAUUGAUUCUUAGGAAUGGUGCCUUUUCAACCUCUGACAUGCUCUUUUUUUUUUUUUUUUUUAAAUUGUGCAUUAGUAAUGCAAAACCUUAGUUAAAAUCUGAAAAGGGGACACUUUAUAAAGGAAGAAAUUAUUUUGUGCUGCAUUUUCAAACUGUUAAUUACUUUUGUACCAAUAAAAAUCUUAUUUGACAUUCAUGA
Molecule: messenger RNA, 2422 nt
Organism: Protopterus annectens (West African lungfish)
Lineage: Eukaryota; Metazoa; Chordata; Ceratodontiformes; Protopteridae
Gene: CTSC
Product: cathepsin C
Exons: 7
Coding region: 157-1536 (459 amino acids)
Cellular component (GO): lysosome
Molecular function (GO): cysteine-type endopeptidase activity
Source: RefSeq, a predicted model, not a curated record